GUUGUGACUGCAGUCCGGACAGUCAGCAGAGUGCUGUAGAACGGGCUGGUGUGUGAAGGACGCGCAGUCUCUCUCUGCUGUCGAAGGGUAACGGGACUGAGGAGGCUGAGCUCCAACAUUUGAGCGGGCAGAGCUCCGAUCUAACCGGGACAAACUCACCGAGAAGAGGAGAGCUUGCAGGAGCGCUGCGUAAAGACGCACGUAAAGAGUUAUCCAAGGCUACAGUUUAACCGAGAGGGGACUCUGAACUACGGGGACACGUUUUUAUCACCCUCUUGUUAACCUCUUUUACUCGCCACAUCGACUCUUUUUCAACAUUUUCACAGCGAGAAAGGACAGGUUUUUGUACUCGCGCUAAUCCACUCUUCUCGCUCCGUGUUUGGUUUUCUUUCUCUCCAUGGAUUUAGCCCUCUGAGCGGCCGGGCUGCAGUGGACUUUGCCCAGGGGGGAUCAUAGCUCCCCCGGUCACCAGGAGAGCCCGGCAGCUGUCGUUCAUGUUCCAAAGGGGCUGCUUUUGAUGGAUUUAUAAGAUCGACUUCGUUUUCCGAGGGAUACGCAACGCCCGCUCACAGACUGCUUUUAAGGAAAGGAUACAGCGGCGACAACAGAGCUCCAAAUGAGGAUUUCAAUAUUCACUCGAAUCGACUGGGAUAAGGAGUGAUCCCCCACCCCCCCCCCCCUGGUGCCAGUCAUCGCUCCGUGGACAGACCGGGAGGAAAGGAUUCCGAUUUAGAGACUUUUUGUGGGUUUCUGAAGUUCCCAAUGCCAGGGACCGAAGUGUGAAGCCAACUCCAGGCUUCCGGCGUACAUUUCUACCUUUUUUUUUUUUUUAAACCAGAAGACACACACAGACGAUGGAGAGGAUCUGCACCUUCUGCCUUCUCCUGCUCUGUUUGAUGGACAGAGUUUCCGCCAGGUCCAUUGACGAAGGAAGGACUAAAGAUCUCCGGGUCUCCAGGCCUCUGAUUGUGCCAGGUUACCCAGAAAACACCACAGGGCUGGUGGGCGGUCAGGCGACGCUGGUGUGUAAAGUCCACCGGCCGGCGACCACCAAGGUGCAGUGGCUGAAGACCGAGGUCGGCCAGGGAGGUCAGCCUCACCUCAGAGCUCUGACGGCCCUGCAGAGCAACACGUCCAAGGUGAACACUUUGCAUCUGUCCAACAUCACUCUGAAGGACGCAGGAGAGUACCUCUGCAUGGCUGAGAGCACCCACGCAGGGCAGACAGUGCAGGCCAUGCAGUCGGCGUGGCUGGACGUCCUGCCUGGUACCUUCAUUUCCCAAACUGUGGACCUGACUGCUGCUGACAUCCCAUCAGAUGUUCUCGAGGACCUGAGUGAGGACACAACAGAACAUCUUCUGCUGGAGCCGGGCAACGUCCUGAAACUGCGCUGCGACACGAGCACUCGGCCAGGCAUGGCGGUCAACUGGUACAAGGAGGGAGUCCGGGUUCUGCCCACGCCCCGCAUCCAGAUCCGCGUAGCCAUUAUGGAGAUCACGGACGUGACAUACGAGGACUCUGGCGUUUACGUUUGUGUUGUCCGGGGAACCAAAGAGCCUGUGAGGAACUUCACCAUCACUGUGGCAGACUCGUUGGGGUCAGGGGACGACGAUGAGGACAACGGGCUGGAGGACUCAUCGGCUGAGAUCGAAAACGACCAGGUUUACUUCUCCAGAGGUCCCUACUGGACCCACACCCAGCGUAUGGAGAAGAAGCUGUAUGCCGUUCCUGCAGGCAACACGGUGAAGUUUCGCUGCCCGGCCAUGGGCAGCCCCAUCCCGAGCAUCCGCUGGCUCAAAAAUGGACGUGAAUUUAGAGGAGAGCACCGCAUCGGAGGCAUCAAGCUGAGACACCAGCACUGGAGCCUGGUGAUGGAGAGCGUUGUGCCUUCAGACAGAGGAAACUACACCUGCAUGGUGGAGAACAAAUACGGCUCCAUCGCUCACAGCUACGUCCUCGAUGUCCUGGAGCGUUCCCCACACAGACCCAUCCUGCAGGCCGGUCUACCAGCCAACACCACAGCAGUGGUGGGCAGCGACGUCCAGUUCCACUGUAAGGUCUACAGCGAUGCCCAGCCUCACAUUCAGUGGCUCAAACACAUAGAAAGGAACGGCAGCCGCUACGGUUCUGACGGGACGCCUUAUGUCCGGGUCCUCAAGACCGGCAGUCUGAACAUGUCAGAGGUGGAGGUGCUCUACCUGUCCAAAGUUACCAUGGAGGAUUCAGGAGAGUACACCUGUCUGGCCGGAAAUUCAAUCGGAUUCGCGCACCAGUCCGCCUGGCUCACUGUCCUCUCAGAGGAGGAAGCAGCAGACGCCAUGGACACCAUGGAGACCAAGUACACUGACAUCAUCAUCUACGCCUGCGGUUUCCUGGCUCUGAUCAUGGCCAUCGUCAUCGUGGUGUUGUGUCGAAUGCAGGUCCAUCCCAGAAGGGAGCCGUUUGACGCCCUCCCUGUCCAGAAGCUCUCCAAGUUUCCUCUACGCAGACAGUACUCGGUGGACUCCAACUCGUCAGGGAAGUCCAGUGCGUCGCUCAUGAGGGUGGCUCGCCUCUCGUCCAGCUGCUCCCCAAUGCUGGCUGGAGUCAUGGAGUUUGAGUUGCCCUACGACCCGGACUGGGAGUUCCCCAGGGAGAAUUUAACGUUAGGCAAACCUCUAGGAGAAGGCUGCUUCGGUCAGGUGGUCAGAGCUGAGGCCUACGGCAUCAACAAGGACUCUCCGGAUCCGGCGUCCACUGUCGCGGUUAAGAUGCUCAAAGAUGACGCCACAGACAAAGAUCUGGCAGACCUCAUCUCGGAGAUGGAGCUGAUGAAGGUGAUGGACAAACACAAGAACAUCAUCAACCUGCUUGGAGUAUGCACGCAGGAUGGCCCUCUGUAUGUGCUGGUGGAGUACGCCUCCAAAGGCAGUCUGAGAGAGUACCUGCGGGCCCGGAGACCCCCAGGCUUGGACUACACCUUUGAUGUGACCAAGGUGCCUGAGGAGCAGCUCACCUUCAAAGACCUGCUGUCCUGCGCCUACCAGGUGGCCAGAGGGAUGGAGUACCUGGCCUCUAAAAGGUGCAUCCACAGAGAUCUGGCGGCCAGGAACGUUCUGGUGACCGAGGACAACGUGAUGAAGAUCGCUGACUUCGGCCUGGCCAGAGGAGUCCACCAGAUCGACUACUACAAGAAAACGACCAACGGACGGCUGCCGGUGAAGUGGAUGGCACCAGAGGCUUUGUUUGACCGAGUCUACACACACCAGAGCGAUGUGUGGUCGUUUGGCGUACUGAUGUGGGAGAUCUUCACGCUGGGCGGCUCACCGUACCCUGGGAUCCCCGUCGAGGAGCUUUUCAAGCUGCUGAAGGAGGGACACCGAAUGGACAAACCCUCCAACUGCACACAUGAACUCUACAUGAUGAUGCGUGAGUGCUGGCAUGCGGUUCCCACCCAGAGGCCGACCUUCAAACAGCUGGUGGAGGAGCUGGACAAAGUGCUGCUGUCCAUCUCAGACGAGUACUUGGACCUGUCGACACCCUUCGAGCAGUACUCCCCGUCGUGCGAGGACACGUCCAGCUCCUGCUCCUCCGACAACGACUCCGUUUUUACCCACGAUGCCUUGUCCACCGACCCCUGCCUCCUGGGCUACCAGGACGUGCGCUCCCGGAUAGACAUGAAAAAGCCGCUCCGAUAGACUCACGACUGAAGGCACCCACACAUACACAGACACGAACACAAGGUAACGCAUCCACUGGUGGCCAUAUUGGAGGCCCGCCGCUGCAUUUUCUAACGUUAAGUUGAAGCUUCUGUUCAUGAAGUUUUCCAUUGGACCUCCAUCAUGGCACCAGUCGAAGCCCUUAGAUACAGGUGGCCAUUUACACACACACAUAGAAACACAUGCAGGCACGUGGAGCACUGAGGCCGCUGGGCUUCAUCACACGGUGAAGGUUUUGAAGAAAAGCAUUUCAUCGUGGACAGAAGAAAAAAGGACAAACUAAACGUUAUCAGCUCUGGCACUGUGCCCAAGAACAGUUGGAAAAGUCGGAAAACUGCGGCACUAAACACCACAGAAAAAAAAAGAACCUGGUACCCACGCUUUCUUUGAUCAACUCUCCCUCAGCGAGGCGACGGACAAUGAUCUCCUUACACAUCCCAAAACCAGGUUCGAGAAACCUCGGUGAUAAAGACAUUUUUAACAAAACAAAAAAAAAAAAGAUUUAUUUUGCUAUGAUAAAAAAGAAGAAAACAGAUUGUUAAAUUUAAAUCUCUCUAUAUAAGAUUAUUUUACUUUUGUGUUGCUUAUUUAAAAAGAAAAACGGUCUUAAAUCUCAGGAUCCCUUGUGCUAAGAAGUUGCUGUAGCGGCAGCAAAGUGCCAUAUGAUUUCCUGUGAAUAUAUUAGAAUAUUAAAAAAAUAUUGUAUGUACAUAUCAACAGCAGAAAGACGAUUGUCUUUCAUAAAUUAUUCUGAAUGACACAAAAAUGAAGGUUAUUGGAGGCGAAAGGAGAGAGGAAUUUAAUCUGGUGUUUCAAGUGCCAAACCUGUCGCAGCUGUCACAUUGUCUUCAUGUCCAGGUUUCAUCCCAAAAAUAUUCAAUUUAGAAAACUAAUUGUAUUCAAUGAUCUCCAAAGAUCACCCAAAUCAUAAAGUAACAAUACAUGCUGUUAAAAUUGGUGCACAUCAGCAACUUUUGCAAAAAAAAUUCCAAUUCAACCCAUAUCUUGACCAACUGAGAAACACAAAAUUCAACAACUCUAACCUCAAAUGUAUGUGGUUAAAGAAUGAUGGAUUGGUGCCUUGAAAGAUGGCUUAAUUUUUUAUUUUGGAAUGAAACCCUCCAUUUGUCAUUUUGUAGUAAACUGCUUCGACCUCCAGCCCAGGAAAACAAUUUAGUGGUUAAAUACCAGAGAGAGUUCCAGUUCUUGUUGCUGUUGUUGGACGGAAACCACCCAAAAUGUUUUUAGCAAGUUUUGAAGUGUUCAAAGCUCAUGAGACUCAUGUACGUGUUCAAACAACCACGUAAACUUGGAGACAACAUUACGUGCGCUUCCUUUAACAACAGCUUUACUCUUUCAGUCUACAUUGUCAGAGACAGUUGUGUCCAGGGUGGGACUUAACCUAAAUAGCAUUGGGGACUCUGUUGGGGAGCUUGCCCAAGCCCACUGUCACUGCUGACAAGGAGGAGGAGGUGGUGGUGGUGGUGGUGGGGGGUGUGGGGGCACUGAAUGUGAAAGCCAGUGUGAUUGAUUUCAAAUAGAGAAGAAGGGGGAGGAAGCCUCCUUUGUCUGGCUGUAACCCUUCACCCAGCCCAAUCUGUUGGUUAGGGGUCCUCAGGUCCGCAGCCUGGCCGGACAAUGAAGGCUUUGCAGGCUUAAUGGGUGUGACUACGGACCAGAGGGAGUUUUGCGGGGGUGGGGGGGGGGGUUGGUGGUGGAUGUGUGGGGAUUGCUUGUGUGCAAAUGAAGAGGCUCUUAUUAUGGUAAUGUGUCCUCUUCUCUCCCAAACGCCCCUAUCUUUAUCCCCACAGCCACCAUCUUUGAAAUUACCAAUCUUAAUUCAGAUUCACCAUCGGGACCAGCUGCAGAAAAUUCCCCUGUGGGGUAAAAAUGCCAACUAAGUCCCGGUCCUCCUGCUGAAUCUGACCACAGACAAAACAAUUUAGACACAAAGCAAACAACCAUUGACAGAAAAAAAAAGAUUUCAACAAAAAAAGAGAUUGUACCAAGCUAAUCCGGUGAUUCCGUUGAAUUUAAUUGACUUUCAUCCGAAAUGUACUAUACUAUGCUGUACCUGCAUCGCCAGUUGUGUCGCUUCAUUUCUCUCUGGUCGUUUUUUUUUUUUUUUUUAAGUGUUGCAAAGAUGAAAAAAGGUUUAAUUCCAAAAUGCUUAAAAUGCAUCCUCCAAUCAUCUUCCUUUGUGUGAAACCAGUCAACCGUUUAGUCAAUGAAGGAUUCGUGUAUCUUCUCUCCUCAUUUGUUUGCUCUUCGUGCUGUCAAUCAUCUGGUGUGAGAUGGUGUCUCGUUUUGGAAUUAAGCUUUUUUACAUUUACAUACAAACACACAAAGUGUCCGGACACAUUUACAUCUUUACAUUCCAGUUAUCUGCUCUUCUCCCAGAUACAAACCGUAAACAAUCACAGAGUUCUUAAACAUUUCCUCAAGAGAAUUAUUUUAGAAAUAUCUAAUUUAUUUGUUUAUUGUUUUGUUUUUAUAUGAAAUAAAGUAUAAUUUAAAAUAAA
This is a messenger RNA of Perca fluviatilis (European perch), 6220 nucleotides long. RefSeq names its product fibroblast growth factor receptor 4 (gene fgfr4). NCBI's taxonomy places the organism in Eukaryota, Metazoa, Chordata, Actinopteri, Perciformes, Percidae. The record is from RefSeq and is a predicted model, not a curated record. Gene Ontology annotation, molecular function: ATP binding; fibroblast growth factor receptor activity; fibroblast growth factor binding. The transcript has 21 exons. The coding region runs from base 855 to 3677 and encodes 940 amino acids. Gene Ontology annotation, cellular component: signaling receptor complex. Gene Ontology annotation, biological process: cell surface receptor protein tyrosine kinase signaling pathway; regulation of bile acid biosynthetic process; multicellular organism development.